GCUGCACGCCGCAGUUCUGCGGGUUUGAUGUGAAUUAGCGCAGAAAGUGAAGCGAGCAGCGGGUCCUGCACCGGUCUGUGCGCGGAUUACUGGGAGAACCGGCUCGGUUUGAUUUUGGGAGAGGGUUCGCUCUGAGUUUCUGUCCGGUUUGGAUCCGGUUUGUGAGCUUGAAUCACUUGUUUGGGAGCUGGAGGAGGCGCGGUGAGUGGAGCUGGAGCAAUGGCUUCACAUGCAGUGAUUGUUUAGUGCAAAUGUUCUGGGUCCAUUCAGUGAUUGGGAGAGUGAAUCAGUUCAUACCUGCACAGGAGCCGCAGCGGAUUAAGAAGCAUCCUGGAAAGUGAGCCCUCCGACUUCUCCACCUGAACAUGGCGGCAUCAGGUUCACCUGUGGACACGAUAGAUAGUGGAGCCAACAACGAGUUCAGUGACAUCAUCAAGUGGCGAUCAGAUGAACAUGAUGCAGUCCAGACAAAGACCUUCACAAAGUGGAUCAACGCGCAGUUCUCCAAGACGGGGAAGUCGGCUAUCAAAGACCUGUUCUCUGAUCUCAGAGAUGGAAGGAAGCUUCUGGACCUGCUUGAAGGCCUCACAGAAACCCCCCUAACCAAGGAGAAAGGGUCGACCAGAGUCCACUCGCUCAACAACGUCAACAGAGUCCUCCAAGUGCUACAAAAUAACAGCGUGGAGCUGGUGAAUAUCGGAGGGACCGACAUCGUUGACGGGAAUCAUAAGCUGACGCUCGGGCUUAUUUGGAGUAUCAUCUUACACUGGCAGGUGAAGGACAUCAUGAAGGACGUGAUGUCCAGUCUGCAGCAGACCAACAGUGAGAAGACUUUGCUGAGCUGGGUGAGACAGUCCACACGCGGCCACGAUGACGUUAACGUCCUCAACUUCACCACCAGCUGGGCCGACGGGCUCGCCUUCAACGCUAUACUGCACCGCUUCAGGCCUCAUGGGUUCAGUUGGGAGCGGAUCGUGUCUCUGUCCCCGGUGGAGAGACUGGAACACGCCUUCAGCUUCGCCAAAGAUGAGCUCAACAUCGAGAGGCUGCUCGACCCUGAGGACGUAGCUGUUCAGCUGCCGGAUAAGAAGUCCAUCAUCAUGUACGUGACCUCUUUGUUUGCUGUGCUACCCAAUAACAUCACCAUGGAUGACAUCAGAGAGGUGGAGACCCUUCCCAGGAAGUUCAAGGUGGAUGACGCUCAUCCUGUUGGCUCACAGGCGCUGGCUGGCGAGGCAGAGAAAGCCAGCAGGCCGAGGGCAGAGACUCCCAGCACCGUGACGGAGGUCGAGAUGGCAGAAAGCUCCGAGAUGGAACUGGAAUCAUACCAGAUCACUCUGGAGGAGGUUCUCACCUGGCUCCUGUCUGCAGAGGACACACUGCUCAGCCAGGACGAGGUUUCAGACGACGUCGAGGAGGUCAAGGAUCAGUUCCACACACAUGAGUCGUUCAUGGCGAAGCUGACGGCGCACCAGAGCAGCGUGGGUAACGUCCUGCAGGUGGGUAACCAGCUGACUUCUCAGGGUAACCUGCUUGAAGAGGAGGAGGAGGAGAUCCGCGAGCAGAUGAGCCUGCUGAACUCGCGCUGGGAAAACCUCCGGGUCAACAGCAUGGACCGACAGGCCAGACUUCAUGAAGUCCUGAUGGACCUUCAGCAUCAGCAGCUCAAGCAGCUCUCUGAUUGGCUGAAGCAGACAGAAGAGCGCAUCCGUAAAAUGGAGACCGAGCCCAUCGCGGGAGACUUGCACGGAUACACGGCUCAAAUCGAACAGCACAAAGCGCUGCAGAACGACCUGGAGGCCGAGCAGGUGAAGGUGAACUCUCUCACUCACAUGGUGGUGGUGGUGGACGAGAACAAUGGAGAGAGCGCCACCGCUGCGCUGGAGGACCAACUACAGUCUCUGGGCGAGCGCUGGGCCGCGGUGUGUCGGUGGACUGAAGAGCGCUGGACCAGACUGGAGGAGAUUCUACUGGUGUGGCAGGAGCUCCUGGACGAUCAGAACCUGUUCAGAACCUGGCUGAAGGAGAAAGAGGACGCUCUGAAUGAAGUGCAGACGAGCAGUUUCAAAGACCCGAGUGAAAUCAACGCUAACGUUCGUAGAUUAGCGAACCUGAAGGAGGACAUGGCGCAGAAGCGGCGGGCGCUAGGUGCCCUUACCGAGGCCGGUCAGGAUGUUGCACAGCUACUGAGGAGCGACGAAGCCAGUCAGCACAUCGAAACUGACAAUGAGGAGCUGACGCAGCGCUGGGACAACCUGGUACAGAGGCUGGAGGACUGCUCCAACCAGGUGACCCUGGCGGUGGGUGUUGCCGGGACCCCUCAGGUGCAGGAGAGGGUCAGUGUGGAGACCGUCAGAACAGUGGUACAUCGGGUGGAGCGCACGGUUGUCGGCGUCGACCAGGAGCUCCCGCCACCCGCCCCGCCGAAAAAACGGCACCUGGAUACGGACACGGAGCUCUUCAAACUACUGGACAGUGAGGUCCGGGAGCUCUCGUCCUGGCUGGUGAAGUGGAAAACAUCAGCACAGUCGCUUUCCUCAGAAGAUCCACGAGUGUUUCAGAAGAAACUACAGGAUGUGGAGAAGCAGUUGGGAGAGAAGGAACCGCAGCUGAAGCAGGUUCAGGAGAGAGGAGAGACGCUGAGAGAGCAGUUAGAGAGAGAGGGCAUGGCGAGCUCUCAGGUGAGCGCGUCUCUGGAUUCGGUGCGGUCGGAGUGGCAGAGCUGUGAGAAGCUUCGUCAGGACCUGCGGAGUCGAGCUCAGCUCCUGAAGCAGAUGGAUUCUUUCUCCUCAGACCUAAAGCUCCUGGAUCAGGUGCUGCUGGAUGCUGAGACCUGUCUGAACCGAACAGCUGGACAGAGUGCAAGUGCUGACCGGUCAGCUCUGCUCAAACUACAGAACGAGUGUCAGGCUCAGCUGAAAGGGCUGCAGGCUCUGACCUUACGACUUGAGGAGCUCCGUCCUCAGGCAGCGUCUUUUGCGAAGGAACCCGGCGCCUCCGCUGCCAUCCAGAGCCACAUGGCUACUCUCACAUCACGCCAAGCUUCGGCCCUCCAGCAGCUGACUGCGAGAGAGAAGGAGAUAAAUGCAGCUCAGAGCAGGCUGCAGCGGCUCGAGGACAGCGCAGACGUUCAGGUCAGACUGGAGUCCAGACUGUCUGCUCUCACAGCCAACGUGACGGACACCCCGUCCACACAGGAGGCCGUGGACAAAGCUCAGGCUCUGUGUCUGGAGAUCGAGCAGCUGCAGGCUGCAUCAGACCCAUCAUCUCUCCAGCGCUGGACUCAGCUUUCCACUGCAGCCGCAGACCAGCUCGGCGCACUGCAAUGCAUUUUGGGUAGCAUGAAGGACACUCAGGUACGAGGUGAAGAGGUGAGCCGCUGGCUGGACGCCGUGCAGGAAUUGCUGUCGCAGGACUCCAGCUCUCUCAGCGAGGGUGAUAGACUACAGGAAGAGCUUAACCAGUACAAGGAGUAUGUGGGGGAGAUGGAGGCUGUGGAAUCGUCUCUGAACCAGAUGAAGGAAUCGGUAGCAGCAGUACAGCAGAGCUCAGUAUCGGGCUUGACCACGUGGGCACAGAAGGAUCUAGAUGAGAAACGGGGACGUUGGGAAGCGCUCAGCAAACAGUUGCUGCAGCAGCACGAGUGUGUUACUGAGAGUCAGGAGAAAGUGUUGAACCUGAAGAAGGACCUGGCGGAGAUGCGGGAGUGGAUGACGCAGGUGGACGAGGAGUUCCUCAUGAGAGACUUCGAGUACAAGAGUCCGGAGGAGCUGGAUGAGGCUUUGCAGGAGAUGAAGAGGGCUAAAGAGGACGUGUUACAGAAGGUAGUACGAGUGAAGAUUUUGAAAGACAGCAUUCAUAUGUUCAUGAAUAAAGCGCCCCCUGGUGGUCAGGAUCUGAGCGGUGAGCUGGCGGACGUGCUGAAGAACUACCAAAAACUGUGUGACCGCUUCAAGAGCAAGUGCCACACACUGGAGGAGGUGUGGUCAUGCUGGAUGGAGCUUCUGCAGUAUUUGGAUCUGGAGUCUGGCUGGUUACACACACUGGAGGAGAAUCUACAAGCUACAGAGAACCUUUCGGAGAACCCUGAUGCCAUCAACCAGGCCCUGGAGUCUCUGGAGUCGGUCCUGCGACACCCCGGUGAUAACCGGACCCAGAUCCGAGAGCUGAGUCAGACCUUGAUCGACGGUGGGAUCUUGGACGACAUAAUCACCGAAAAACUGGAUAAUUUCAACUCCCGUUACGAUGACCUCAACCAACAGGCAGUUGAGCGUCAGACGGCCCUGGAGCAGUCGCUGGGUGCGCUGAGAGAGAACGAGAUGGUCCUACAUGCACUACAGGAUUCACUCGGUCAGCUGGACCAGACCCUCACCUCCUACCUUACUGACCGUAUAGAUGCAUUUCAGCUACCACAGGAGGCACAGGCAAUCCAGUCUGAGAUCACGGCCCACGAGGUCAAUCUGGAGGACCUGCGCAGAAGGAACGUGGGUAACGUGCCCGCUCCUCCCGAGGGCAAGUCAGGACGAAGUGGGACCAUGCUGGAUCAGCUGCAGAGAAAGCUGAGAGAGAUCACCACCAAGUUCCUGCUCUUCCAGAAACCGGCCAACUUCGAGCAGCGCAUGCUGGAUUGUAAGAGAGUUUUGGAAAACGCUCAAGCUGAACUUCAUGUCCUCGACCUUACUGAUACACAGCCUGAGCAGAUCCAAACACACCUCGCUGGGUGCAUGAAGUUGUAUAAGAUGCUCAGUGAGGUCAAGCUGGAGGUGGAGACGGUUAUUAAAACUGGCCGACAGAUUGUCCAGAAACAGCAGACGGAGAAUCCCAAAAGCAUGGACGAACAGCUGACCGCUCUCAAACUGCUCUACAAUGAACUGGGAGCUCAGGUGACCGAGGGGAAACAGGAGCUGGAGAAAGCUCUGUCUCUGUCUCAGAAACUCCUGAAGGACAGUGCCGGCCUGCAGGACUGGAUCACCUCCACCUGCCCACAGCUGGAGAAGAAAAUCAACACGGGAGACAUGCCCGCGGACAUCGACUCCGAGAUCGACUGGGCCAAUCGCCUUCUGAAGGAGAGCGAUUGUAAGAAAGAAGAUCUGACCAGAGUGACUGAGAACAGCGCCGCCCUGCAGGCACUUGCGGACGGCAGCGAGGCUCAGCUGGAGGAUCAGCUGUUCGUCCUUAAUGAGGGAUGGCAACAAGUGCGCACUCUUACAGAAGACUGGCUCAGCGCUGUACUGAAUCAUCAGCGGGAGGUGGAGAUGUUCGACGAGAAUCUGGCUCACAUCAGCACGUGGCUCUACCAGACCGAAAUCCACCUGGACGAGACCGAGAAGCUUCCCACAGCCGAGAGAGAGCGAGUGGUGAAGGCUGUAUCCAGUGAACUGGACUCGAUGAGCACCAGGGUGGACGGUGCUCGGGAUCAGGGAGUUAUCUUGAUGACCAGCGGAGGUCCUGCGUGCAGAGACGUGGUGGAGCCCAAACUCGCCGACCUCAACCGCAACUUCCACAAGGUGGUGCAGCACAUCAGAACUGCUCAGCUCUCUGUAGGUCUGGAACCUGCUGAAGCUGAGGUACAGCAGAAGAAGAUGCUGAUGGAUGAAACUGCUCCUCCGGCCUCCUCGUCUGAUCUUCAGGAGUUUGAGACUGAGUUACAGGAGGCUCUUACUGCACUGGAGCAACAGGAUCCAACAUGGACACCCGAUGAUGACAAGCUGGAUGAGGAGAAGGCUCGCGUUGAGGAGGUGCUGAGGAGAGGAGAGGAGCUGAUGCAGUCUGUUCCUGAAGAGCGAAAAGAAGAGCUGCGCCUGAGACUGCAGCUACUGCAGACCUGCUACAGGGAGCUACACGUCAUCAGGACCCGUCGUGUCAUGGAAGUCGACCUCGAACCGUCUUCCACACCGUCCCUCCAUCAGGACGAGCGGCGCACGUCUCUCUCACCCUCUACCUUUCUGCUGGACGUGAACAAGGUUCUGCUGGCCAUGGCUGAUAUCGAGCUGCUUCUAAACUCCUCCGAGCUCAGCGGAAGCCUGUAUGAAGAUUUCUCCAGUCAGGAGGACACACUGCGGAACAUCAAGGAGAAUCUGGAGCGGCUGGGCGAGCAGGUGACCCUAUUGAACCAACUUCACCCUGAGGUGGUCCAGGAUUCCUCCAGACAGGAAGUGGUGCAGAUGGCCGACGCCAUGAUCCAGCUGAACGCUGAGUGGGACCGAGUGAACCGCGUGUACAGCCAGCGCAAAGGGAUGUUCGAUCGCGCUAUUGAGGAAUGGAGGAAGUUUCACUGUGAUAUGAACGACUUGUCUCAGUGGCUGAAUGAGACCGAGCAGGUUCUAGAUGAAGAAACAGACAAAGAUUUGGAGCCCGAGCAAGCACUAACCCAGCAAGAGGAGCUGGAAGAAGGUUUGGUGAGUCACCAGGUUGUGCUGGCUGAACUGAUCCCAUCAGCAGACCACAUCAUUGGACAGCUGUCCUCCCCGGAUGGUCCUCUUCUGCAGGACAAGCUGGACAGUCUCUCGCAGCGCUGCGCCGUCAUACGCAACAGAGUGGCUGAGCGCCGCAGGUUAGCAGCUGCUGAUCCCGCUGUGGUUGAAGUGGUGCAGCGCAGUGCUGGUCUGGCUCAGUGGUUAGAACAAACUGAAGCUUCUGUACUGACUCUACCCGUCACCACCACUGACAAGAACCUUCGAGAACUCAAGGCUUUGGCGGAGCAGAUGGAUUUGCAGAACGAGAAUUUGACGUGGCUGAACAGGAACGCAGCGCCGAUCCUCUCCAGCUCCAACCUGAGCGCCCAGGAGAGAGACGUCCACGCGUCCAGCCUGCGCCACAUCAACAUCAACUGGAACAAAGUGACGCGAGAGUUAUUGGAUAAAGUGAGAGACGUGGAGGCUCGGCUACAGGCCGACGCUCAGUUCCAGGAAAGGAGGAACCGUCUGGGUAACUGGAUGUUCCUCACUGAUCAGUCUCUGAGUCGGAACGCUUCCCUGUUGCCCACUGAAGUUCAGGAGCUGGAGUCGACUGUACGGGAACAGAGGAAGGAACUGGAUCUUCUGCUUGUUCACUCUGGUGAAUCGUUAAGGAAGCCUCACGAAAAGAAUGAAGUCCAGCAGCUGGAGGCGGACUGGAAGAUUCUGGACGCCAGACUGAACGAGAUACCGAAGAAGUAUCAAACGCCGUGGAUGCACCAGAUCUCCACACAAGUUUCACCAGUGAGCGCAGGGGUUCAGAGGUCGGCGAUGCCCAGCGAUCCUCCUCUCAGCUCGGCGUACGUGAGCGAUCGGGCCACGGAACUGGCCGAGUGGCUGCAGCUCAUUCAGCAGAUGCUCAAAUCCAGCAUCGUUACGGUGGGAGACACCGAGGAGAUCCGCACCACCAUCAGCCGCCUGGAGGUAACUAAAGCAGAUCUGGAACAGAGGCAUCCUCAGCUGGAGGAGAUUUUCACUCAAGCUCAGAACAUCAAGAAUAAAACCUCUGACCUGGAUGUGCGCACAACCAUCACUGAGAAGUUGGAGAAAGUUCGGAGCCAGUGGGACGGCACCCAGUACGGCGUGGAGACCCGACUUCUGCAGCUGGAUCACAUGAUCACACACAGCGACCAAUGGCAGGAACAAAAGGCUCGGGUAAAGGAUCUGAUUGGACAGAGCGAGGCUCGUCUGCACAGGCUGUUGCAGAUGAACCGAGAGCCGCUCACCAAACAGAUCGGCGACAACAAGGCCUUCCUGCAGGACCUGAGUCGAGAGCACGUGACCGUGGCAGCUUUUAACGAGCUGUGCAAUCAGCUUCUGCAGGACUACGCUGCAGAUGACACUCGCCGGGUCAAAGAGGUGAUGGACAAGCACGCGGCGUCCUGGAGCGCCAUCAAUAACAGGGCAUCGGAUCGUCAGGCGGGUCUGGACCUAGAGCUGAAGAGUCUUCAGGGGUCCCUCAGGGAGCUCGAAUCCUUCCUCAAGUGGCUGCAGGAGGCCGAGACCACCGUCAACGUCCUGGCCGACGCUUCACAGAGGGAGGGGCUUUCUCACGACUCCGCCCGCGCACGGGAACUGAAGAGCCAGCUAGAGGAUAUCCAGGCGGAGAUCGACGCUCAUAACGACGUGUUUAAGAGUGUGGAUGGGAACAAGCUCAGGAUGGUGAAGGCUCUGGGCAGUUCGGAGGAGGCCGUCUUCCUGCAGCAGAGGCUGGACGACAUGAACCACCGAUGGAACGAGCUGAAGGCCAAAUCUGCCAACAUACGGGCUCAUCUGGAGGCCAGUGCAGAGCGAUGGUCCAGGCUGCUGUCCAUUCUGGAGGAGCUUUGGAGGUGGAUCUGCCAGAAAGACGACGAUCUGAGCAAACAGAUGCCCAUCGGAGGAGACGUACCAACGUUACUACAGCAACACGACCACUGCACGGCUCUGAGGGCAGAGAUAAAGGAGAGGGAGCCCAUCGUUGUUAGCACGUUGGACCAGGCGCGCAUGUUCCUGGCUGAUCAGCCAAUCGAAGGGCCCGAAGAGCCACGCAAGAACCUGCAACCAAAAACAGAGCUAUCUCCAGAGGAGAAAGCCCAGCGGGUGGCAAAGGCGAUCCGGAAGCAGGCGGCCGAGGUGCGCGAGCGAUGGGAGAGGCUCCUCGGGCACGUUGGCGGUUGGCACGAUCAGGUGGAACGUUCUCUGGAAAAACUCCAAGACCUGCAGAGCGCCAUGGAUCAGCUGGACGUGCGUCUGAGUGGACCUGAGGAGAUGAAGAGCCGCUGGCAGCCUGUCGGAGAUCUGCUGAUCGACUCGCUGCAGGACCACAUCGACCAGACCACCGCGUUUAAGGAGGAGGUUGCCCCCCUGAAGCAGGAGGUGUUGAUGGUGAAUGCAUUAGCGAGUGAACUGGCUCCUCUGGAGGUGCAGCUCUCCUCCAGCACCAGUCGACAGCUCGACAACCUAGACACGCGCUGGAACUUACUGCAGGCAGCUAUUGAGGAGAGACUGAAGCUCUUACAGGAAGCACAUCGAGACUUCGGACCCUCGUCACAGCACUUCCUCUCCACUUCAGUUCAGCUACCCUGGCAGAGAGCAGUGUCCCAGAAUAAAGUGCCCUAUUACAUAAACCAUCAGACGCAGACGACGUGCUGGGAUCAUCCCAAAAUGACGGAGCUCUAUCAUUCCCUUUCCGAUCUGAACCACGUGAGAUUCUCGGCGUACAGAACUGCCAUGAAGAUUCGCCGGCUACAGAAAGCUCUCUGUUUGGACCUAUUGGACCUGUCGGUAGCUCAGUCCAUGUUCCAGCAGCACAAGCUGAACGUCAACUCGGCUCAGCUCUCCGUCCCCGAAAUCAUCAACUGUCUCACGUCCGUGUACGACGACCUGGAGCAGGAGCACAAAGACCUGGUGAACGUGCCGCUCUGCGUCGACAUGUGUCUCAACUGGCUGCUUAACGUCUACGAUACGGGUCGCAGUGGGAAGAUCCGGGUUCUGUCCAUGAAGAUCGGCCUGCUUUCACUGUGUAAAGGACACCUGGAGGAGAAGUACAAAUGCUUGUUUAACCAGGUCUCAUCACCGGGGGAUACGUGCGAUCAGAGGCAGUUGGGACUCCUGCUGCAUGAUGCAAUCCAGAUCCCAAGGCAGCUCGGAGAGGUGGCAGCAUUCGGUGGCAGCAACAUUGAACCCAGUGUUAGAAGCUGCUUCCAGCAUGUAACCAAUAAGGUGGAGUUGGAGCCGAGGCAGUUCAUUGAUUGGAUGAGGCUGGAACCGCAGUCCAUGGUGUGGCUUCCUGUACUGCACAGAGUGGCGGCGGCGGAGACGGCCAAACAUCAGGCCAAAUGCAACAUCUGUAAAGAGUGUCCCAUCGUAGGCUUCAGGUAUCGCAGCCUGAAGCACUUUAACUACGACGUGUGUCAGAGUUGCUUCUUCUCCGGCCGUACGGCCAAGGGUCACAAGCUGAACUACCCCAUGGUGGAGUACUGCACCCCGACGACCUCUGGUGAAGACAUGCGCGAUUUCACCAAAGUGCUGAAGAACAAAUUCCGCUCGAAGAAAUACUUCGCCAAGCACCCUCGUCUGGGUUACCUCCCCGUCCAGACGGUCCUGGAGGGCGACAACAUGGAGACCCCGGUCACUCUGAUCAGCAUGUGUCCGGAGCAGUACGAGCUGUGUCCAUCACCUCAGCUUCCUCAUGACGACACACACUCCAGGAUAGAGCAGUACGCCAGCAGAUUGGCUCAGAUGGAGCGCUCGAAUGGUUCUCUGCCUACAGACAGCAGCUCAGCCACCGGAAGCAUGGAUGAGGAACAUGCUUUGAUCCUGCAGUACUGCCAGACUCUGGGAUCCGAGGGAGCGUCCUGCAGCGUGUCCCAAAGCCCCGCCCACACGACCAGAUCCCCUGCUGCAAAUCUGCAUUCCUCUGGACAGGUGUUGCAUAGCCCCGCCCAGAUUCUCCAGGCGGUGGAGAGAGCAGAGCGGGAUGAGCUGGAGAGGAACAUCGCUCGCCUAGAGGAGGAACAAAGGUGUCUGAAAAGGGAGUACGAGCAGCUCCAGGAGCAGCAGAGGCAGCGUGGAGGUUUGGAGAGUUUAGAAGGUGGGAUUCGGGACGAGGCCGACCUGUUAGCCGAAGCUAAGCUCCUGAGGCAGCACAAGGGUCGACUGGAGGGGCGUAUGCAGAUCCUGGAGGAUCAUAACAAACAGCUGGAGACUCAACUGUACCGACUCCGGCUACUGCUUCACCCGCCUCAGUCGGAUCCUUCAGUGAACGGUGUUUCCUCCUCCAGCUCUCUGAGUCAGGAACCGAGAGGCCAGCCAGAACACACAGAUGAAAUCCUGGAUCGCUACUUUUCUUUCAUUUCUGAUAUGAAUGACCUUGUGGAGCCGAUUAACGAGAGCUUCCCUGCCUGUUCUUCAGCGAGCCUGUCCUCGGGAUCAGAGGUGAUGUGAGCGCUCCCGACGACCUUUAAACCCUCGAUCACGAUGAGGAGCGAGAUCCGUCUCGGUGGUUUAGUGAAGCUCCCGGAGUUCCACAGAUGGAAGAUCCUGAUCCAGAGAAUAAACUGCAGAUUCAGGCCGAGCUGACCUGCGUCCUCCGUCUGUCUGUACUAUGCAACUGUAAAUCCAUGAACUUGUAGAUUGGAGCUGACUGGGGUUCCAGGCUGAUUUGUAUGAAUAAGCAGAUGAUAUUUAGGGAAACGAGGGUUCGUACUGUAUAAUCAGCUUCUAUUUUUGUGUGUAUUUUUGGUUUCCUCAUUGUUUUUAACCCUUUGUGCCAGUUACUGCGCCAGUCCUCGUACCAGACGUGACUGUGGAACCGGUUUAAGUUUUUAAUCCGUGUACAUGGGUAUGACGAGAACUUUCAUACCACCUUGUUCAUACUGAUUAAUGCAUGUUGCUCCCAGAAUGCAUUCCUCUGAUGUUCCUCGUCGUGUUUACGCUAUAUGUCGAGCGUAAUCGGUGCCCUGAUUCUUUUAAAACGUUUGUAAUGAUGUAAAAAUCCUAUAAAAUAUAUAUAGCUUGUAUACGUCAAUACUGUACGUGUUGAGGAAUGUGGAGAUGUUUCAGCCCUGUGUGCCUAUACAGCAUCCAUUCCAGUCCAGAGAGGAGCUACCUGAUCGUCUACUGUGUGUACUAAAGAGAGACAGAUUAACGAUAACAUAUAACGAUGUUUUUUUGGCCCAAUGAUGAUUUUCUCAGAGUAAAAUAAUUUUAUAAAUCUGCGUUUUGAUUCUAAUCAGAAGAAGCCAUGAUUGCCUUGCUACCUCAGACACGACGGCGCUCGUUUGAGUUUUACUUUCGUAUUUAGGAACACGGUCACUUAAUAAUAUACUAAGCGAAACUACGUCCAUAUUUUUAAGGAACGGUUCAGUGAAGAGUCGAAUAGAUGUUGGAAAAGCUGUACAGUGUUUGGGCGUGGCCGAGAAGUACAUAUGAAACUCCUGACCCCUGGACCGCUUCAGCUUUGGUCAGUGAGGUCAGAUUAAAUUAGUUUGCACUUCAUUUGAGAUGAUGUUGAUCCAUCAGAUGUCUGGUGUUCAGUUUUGGACGUGACCAUGCAUUCACUGUGCAACACGUUUUAUUUAUUUGCUUUUACUGAUUAAUUGGGUAGCACCGUUGUAGGUAAUUUGGCAGAGCUGAGAUCCGAUACGAUGUAUUCGAAAUCCCAGCUCUGGUGUGCUAGCUUGUUUUAUCGCUGCGCCACCUGAGAGGCCAUACGUAUCUGCUUUUUGUAUCCCGCUUCAAUUUGCAGGAUUUUCUUUCCUUCUGUUUAUUCCCAAAUUACAUUAGUUGCUUUUUACCACCUUAAAAUGUAGCAGCAUGUCUUUAAAAGACAAAUCAUUGCAUUAUCAUUAGCAUUUGUUUUUACCUGAGCCCUACUGCAGAUUACCUGGCUCUCGAACCAUGACUUUUAUUUUACACAUGACCCCCUGCAAGUAAGUGUCACACAAUAUUUCAUACUGGUGUAAAACAGGCUGCAGAUGUUUUCUUUCAUUAGUUUCAUUUACUAUGAGUUUUGGGGCGGCACGGUGGCUAAGUGGGUAGAACUGUCGCCUCACAGCAAGAAGGUCCUGGGUUCAAUCCCCAGGUGGGGCGGUCUGGGUCCUUUCCCCGUGUCUGCGUGGGUUUCCUCCCACAGUCCAAAGACAUGCAAGUGAGGUGAAUUGGAAACACUGAAUUGUCCAUGACUGUGAUAUUAAACUUGAUGAUGAAUCUUGUGUAAUGAGUAACUACCGUUCCUGUCAUGAAUGUAACCAAAGUGUAAAACAUGACGUUAAAAUCCUAAUAAUUAAUAAGUAAAUUACUGAUUAAUUAACAUUUUAAUAACAUAAUAAAGCCUGAUUAGAAAGUGUGUGAUAAAUUAACAGCUGAGGACAACCUGUCUACAUACAUACAACUUUUCUGUGUCCAUUUAAAUAAGGCUAAUAUGACCACAUCGAUUACAAAGUCAGUGGCCAGUGGUGUUUUUGCCGGGGUCACCCCCCCUCCUAUUAUUUCUAUGCCCUUAAACUUAUAUUAUGUCAGUGGUCAAUACAAGAACCAUCACAAACACGUCCGGCAUUAAUUUAAAACUGAUGGAUUAUGCAUCACUGCCCACAGUUAAGCAAGCUUUACAAUGUUGUACGUUAGAGGCAGUGAAGGGGAAACAUUUGGGGUAAACUGUGUACUUUGUGUGGGAUUUUACUGAACCGUUCCUUAAAAUCACAAAUUUUAAUAAUUCCACCGAGGAGGAAUAAGGACAACUGAUCAGUCUUCAAAAAGAUAUAGAGACUCACACGAGUAGUCUGAAGAGCCUCACCCGUGGUUGAUCAGAUUGAUCACAGGUCUGCGUGUUUUGACUUUUCAGUCGCUCGCUUUUUCUUCGUGGUGUGUUUUGUGCUCUGCUCUCUCCCGUGAAGCAUUAACACUACUGUAACCGCUCAGGCCGCCAGGUUGGGAUGGAUUGGAGAUCCACUGGUGGUCUAGGAUCGAGUCUUGUCACGUCUUCGUAGCUAACGCGGUUCAGUGGCGGGGGAGUACAUGCAGCGUCACGGCACUGAUUUCUGUGAUGUUUGACGUCCACUGAGUGUGUCGUUCUUACCUGAGGUAGAUAGUCUAGACUGACCACACUACAUGUAAUAUGGUUCUAUGUUUUAUUCCAAAUAAAAUUUUUAUAACAAGCGGU
This is a messenger RNA of Trichomycterus rosablanca, 13599 nucleotides long. RefSeq names its product utrophin-like. The record is from RefSeq and is a predicted model, not a curated record. Gene Ontology annotation, cellular component: plasma membrane. Bases 366 to 10883 code for a protein of 3505 amino acids. The transcript has 77 exons. Lineage: Eukaryota; Metazoa; Chordata; Actinopteri; Siluriformes; Trichomycteridae. Gene Ontology annotation, molecular function: zinc ion binding; protein binding. Gene Ontology annotation, biological process: synaptic signaling.